Molecule: messenger RNA, 3658 nt
Organism: Seriola aureovittata
Lineage: Eukaryota; Metazoa; Chordata; Actinopteri; Carangiformes; Carangidae
Gene: npbwr2b
Product: neuropeptides B/W receptor 2b
Exons: 2
Coding region: 1200-2216 (338 amino acids)
Biological process (GO): neuropeptide signaling pathway
Cellular component (GO): neuron projection; membrane
Molecular function (GO): neuropeptide binding; neuropeptide receptor activity
Source: RefSeq, a predicted model, not a curated record
CCGGAGGAGAGUGACUUUAUCGGGGACGCAGAGGAGGGUAAACUCGCCUGAUCUCACUUUAUACUCUUUCAUAUUUUUAAUUUUAUUUUUAUUGAAAAAACGUUUUGAUUUGUUAUCGACUGAUUUAUACAAUUUCGUGAUGCGCCACUCGUGCGUAAAGCCAUCGCACCGUCUCCAGAGCGCGCAGGAAGCGCGGAGAGGAGACACCACUACCCGAAAUCUUAAAUAACCAUCAUAAAUAUUUUCUUGGACACGCGUGUAAAAACUACAUUUAAGUCUUUGGCGUCGAGGAGCAAGAGAAUCAGAGAGAGGGAGGAUAUCUUGUUUGAGGACGAACCUAACAUCGACAGAGAGGAUGUGAUUUUCACGCCGACUUCAAAGAUGAAAAGUGAAGGAAUGAACCCCAGUGGAGAUAAAGUGUCAAAUAUUUUUAAAGACCUGCAAAUGGAAAAUCAAUCCUGAAAAAAACCAACAGUGGACCGCUCAUUUGACGAGCAUGAAACAAGCUUUUCCACAUCAAGGACACUAAACAGAUCCUGAGAUCUUCUCCUGAGGCAAUCCCUGUGACAGGAUCAUCAUUAAUGCAUAUGAUUUCCUUACAUCAUUCUGUAUCUGUCUGUACAGUGAGUGGGGGAGGUAAGACUGCAUGGGCACAGUUUGUUUAAUACUUAAAAAGGUCCACCUUUAUAUAUAAGCUCAGAAACUGAAACAACAGUGAAGAUACUGAUGUUACAUUACAUUUACUCAUGUGGCGGAUGCUUUUAUCCAAAGCAGCUAAAGGAGGGACAUCACUAAAGCUUCAUUGCAGUAGGAGACCUGAAGAAGGUGAGAAGGUGACAGCAGCUCUAGUUAUAUUAAGUAGAUGUAGUGCUUAGUACUUAUGCCAAGGACCUCAUAUUGGGAACUGAUGCUCUAAAUACUGAUCUCUGUUGUUUGCUUGUCCCUGAAGCUGAGCUCCUCCUCAGUGAAGGGUAAUCCCAGUUUAACUUCAUCUUUUUGUUUCCUGAACGGUGCACAGACAAUGUUUUAGGCUCACUGACCGAUGACCAUUGUUUGAGAAGUUGUCUAAAAAGGAAGACAAAGACUCAAAUGUUCCUCUAGAAACGUAACUGAUCAUUUCUUUAGAAUUCAUGGACUUUUAUCUCAAAAUGCUCACAGACUCUUAAUUUGACAAGUUCGGUUUCAUUUUCUCCUCAAACAUGGAGAAUGUGUCCCUCCCCGGCGGUGAACCGCCAGUCUGCAACGACUCUGUGGACUUCUACUCCCUCACGUUGGGGAACCGCACUGACCUGAACUGCACUCCUCCCUCUGAGUUUUACUUCUACGCUGACCUUUACGUCAUUUUGCCUGUCAUCUACUCUGUCAUCUGCGCGGUGGGACUGACGGGCAACACGGCUGUCAUCUAUGUGAUCCUCAAAGCCCCGAAGAUGAAAACAGUCACCAAUAUGUUCAUCCUGAACUUGGCCAUUGCGGACGAUUUGUUCACUCUGGUGUUGCCUAUCAACAUAGCUGAACACUUGUUGCACUACUGGCCUUUCGGCGAGGUUUUGUGCAAAGUCAUCCUCAGCAUAGACCACUACAACAUCUUCUCCAGUAUCUAUUUUCUGACAGUUAUGAGCAUUGACCGUUACUUGGUCGUGCUGGCCACAGUGAGGUCCAAGCGCAUGCCUUACCGCACCUACCGAGCAGCCAAAAUCAUCUCAUUAUGUGUCUGGAUCCUUGUUAUCCUCAUCGUUAUGCCUUUUACUGUUUUCGCCGGCGUCUUUGUCAACCCAAACGAUGGGAGGAAGAGCUGCGUGCUCAGCUUCCCCAGCCCUGAAAGUUUGUGGUUCAAGGCAAGCCGGAUCUACACGCUCAUCAUGGGCUUCGCCAUCCCGGUCUCCACCAUCUGCAUCUUAUACACAAUGAUGCUUUACAAGCUGAGGAACAUGAGGCUCAACAGCAACGCCAAGGCGCUGGAUAAGGCCAAGAAGAAAGUCACCAUCAUGGUGUUCAUCGUCUUGGCUGUCUGCUUGUUCUGCUGGACCCCAUUCCACCUCAGCACCAUCGUGGCUCUGACGACGGACCUUAGGACCACGCCGCUGCUGAUUGGGAUCUCCUACUUCAUAACCAGCCUGAGCUACGCCAACUCCUGCCUCAACCCGUUCCUCUACGCCUUCCUGGAUGACAGCUUCAGGAAAGCCUUCAAGAAGAUGUUGGAAUGUAGACCGGCCUGAAUGAGCGACAGUACGACAAAUAAAACCAGAGCACGGACUGUGAGCUGAAAAACUGACUUAACUUUAGAUUCAAAUCUUGAUUUUCAAUGUUAUAUGAUGCAGAUUUGAUUGUUUCGUUUGUUAAAGCUGCACUAGGCAACUGUACACAUGAUAGCAACAGGUAGCUAAAAUAAAGCUAUCUUCAAAGUUCUAGCUAUAAGCUCUACAUAACCUUCUUAAAUCCGGCUAUAAAUGCUUUUAUUCUGCAGUAAACCAAAAGGCGAGAGAUGAAACACAUCAGAACAGAAACUUCAUCAACACAGAGGUCUGUUUUGGUGUCACACUUGAAUUUAAAUUGUCACUUCCUGUCAGCGGAGUAGAUCUCCUGCUAGCAAAAGUCAAUCUGACCAAGCAGAGGUAAAUUGAAGCUGCUCAUUUAUUGGAGGCAGGAAGUUUUUUCUUUGUCACAGCUGGACAACAAUUUGCCUAAUGCAGCUUUUUAUGGCUCUGAGAGAAAAGGGACUAUUGUGAGUUGUCAGAAACAACGAUAGGGAACUUACAAUAGGGAACUAGAACGGCUGACAUAAGGGACAACGAUGACAUUAAAAAAACAAAAAGAUGGUUAUAAAUUUCAGCAGCACUGCCCAUCAUCAUUAUGUCUGAAGAACUGGCUAUUAAUCUGUAAAACAACAGAUUAAGACCGCAAUUAAUUAACAUGUCAAUGUUCAAAUGAAGGUAAUACAUGCAACUAUGAGGCAGCGAGACAGGAUGGGUCAUUGCAAACAGCGGUGACCUUCACUGGAAUCUGACAGAACUGAGAAGACAGAGGAACAGUAUGAGGGCUGAACAUCUGCCAUGUGGAGGAAAUGCAGGUCUACACUGAUUUGCAUGCUGUCAAUCAAAUCCGCAUCAUGAGAAUAGUCAGGGUUGGAGGGCAACAGGAUGCAUGUCAGGGGAUUACAGGUGUUUCUAAUGCUUAACAAUGAACGAAUUACAACCAAACACUGGAGGGAAAAAAAGCUGGUAAGAUUACAUAAGAAAUAUGUGUGUGGUCAUGUAUGCAAACACUUAAUCUGCCUUUAAAACAUGUUGUGUUUUGAACAGAGUCGCACCAGAUGAUGCACUCUGUGGAUUACCUGACAUAUUCGAGUUCUGAUUUUCAGGUAAACAAAAAAGGUCACAGAGAUAUUUUUGCAAACACUGAGAAAGUUUGAAGCAGAGACUCUUUAAAUGAUGGCAUGUUUGGAUGAAGAAUGACAUCCUGGUGCACAUCACUUUUCCAGAAUGUCUUUGUACCACAUAAGAAAUGGAAAAAAGAACCUUACCAACCCUGACAACAGUACUGUAGGCCUGAUAUGAGACAGGCAUGGGACAGGAGGGCUAUGUAAAAUGUAAUAUGUGUGUCUUACUCUCAUUAUUACUGAUAUUAUUAUUAUUAUUAUUAUUAUUAUUAUUAUAUUAUU